Molecule: messenger RNA, 9186 nt
Organism: Symbiodinium sp. CCMP2592
Lineage: Eukaryota; Dinophyceae; Suessiales; Symbiodiniaceae
Source: the annotation of a GenBank genome assembly
AUGGCGAGCUUUGCCAAGGCGAUGGGCGUCACCGGGGUCGAAGGCACCUUCCGCCAAUGCUGCGAAGUGACCAUGGAGGUCUUCGUGGCGGACCCUCUGCUGGAGAUGUAUCGCAAGCCGGUCCAAACAGCACGCGACACCAUCGGUGAUGUGGAGAAGAACGGCAUGCUGAACGUCGGUGCAAUCGUCCCUGCGCGCAGCCGGGAGAAAGUAAAUAAAGCAUUCUAUGGGACCGCGAAGAUCGUUCUUGUGACGAUCCGUCGGGACCGCGGGGCUGGCCUCUCGGUGGAGGGCCAGGUGGACGAGCUGAUCAAGGUGGAGAACGGGGAUAUGAACUGGAUCAUCCCAGACAAGUUCCUGGCCUUUGCCGGGCCAAGCCCUACCUCAACCGAUGCAGACGGGUCUGGAUGUGAGGCAAAUCUAGUUUUGGAGGAUCACAAGUUGCACAAGUGCUUGCGUCUUGUGGAAGCCUUGAAUGAAAGCCUCGCCGGCCUUCAGCGGAUGGCCCAAGAGGUUAUGAGCGCCCAACCUCUGACUGCAACUCCGGUCUUGGAGGGAGAGGAAACAGGGCCAAGAUAUGGUGCGCUACAACAGGAAGUACGCCGGGCAGAUGUUCCUGGACAGGCCAAUGAGCAGGCCCGUGGAGACCACCCCUUGAUGAAUGGAGUUGACCCUCCGAGGAUGGAGGCCGUUCAUGAGAGUCCGCAGUUUGAAGCGGCUCCACGGAUGGCGGACCAGGCUUUGGACGGCGACAGGCUUCGUCGAGAGAUGGAGACCAGCGGUCUUGCUCAGCCAAGUGGGGAAAGGACCACGGAGCCCGGCAGGCCAGUUCUGGGAACGGAUGUAAGACCUGGUGAUGAGAGCGACUUUGCUUCGAUCACAGCGAGCCCUUCGUCGCCGAGAAGGACGAGAGCGUAUGCAGGAUCCACGAUGGAUCAGCCGCAUCAGGCCGAACGUACCGUGGCGAUGGAGUAUUCAUAUGAGGCUGCAGAAGGAAUGCCUGGUGUUCGCUGGGUUGCAAGGCUGACCGAAAGGAUCGGAGAUUUGAACUUCUCUCCUCCUGAAGACUUACCUCCUCUUCCGCCCCAAGGCCAAGGAGCGCUUAGGUCUUUGGAACAAGGACCGGAGCCCUUGUUCACGCCUGAACAGGGUGAGAGACUGAGGAGGGGACCGAGGAACGCGUCUUUGUUGUUUCCUACCGGGGGGAGUUCAACUUCCUCGGAUGAGAUCCAAGCUGAGGUUCAACGACAGCUGGCUCGCUAUGUUCAGAGGUAUGAGGGAGAAGCUCGGGACCUCAGAGGGCAAGUUCAGCAACUACAGCAUGAAAGAAACCGGUUACUCGCUGAUCGGGCUGCAAUGCAGCAGAAUCUACCAGGAGGCGAUCGGGCUACAAUGCAACAGAAUCUACCUGGAGGUGAUCGGGCUGCAAUGCAACGGAAUCUACCUGGAGGCGAUCGGGCUGCAAUGCAACAGGAUCUACCAGGAGGCGAUCGGGCUACAAUGCAGCAGAAUCUACCAGGAGGCGAUCGGGCUACAAUGCAGCAAGGCCUACCAGGAGGCGAUCGUGCUACAAUGCAGCAGAAUCUACCAGGAGGUGAUCGGGCUACAAUGCAGCAGAAUCUACCAGGAGGUGAUCGGGCUACAAUGCAGCAGAAUCUACCAGGAGGUGAUCGGGCUACAAUGCAGCAGAAUCUACCAGGAGGCGAUCGGGCUACAAUGCAGCAGAAUCUACCAGGAGGUGAUCGGGCUACAAUGCAGCAGAGCCUACCAGGAGGUGAUCGUCCAACAAUGCAGCAGAAUCUACCUGGUGGUGAUCAAGCGUAUGACCAGAGCCGUCAACAGGAGCAUGUGCCAGGAGUCGCUAGCUCAAGUCACACUGCCCAGGCUGGUCGGGGUCAUGAAGGGUCGGAAGAGAAAGAUACGACUCACUUGGACCUUCUUGGAGUCAUCGCGCAGGGAAUGAAGCAGCUACAGGAAGCGCAGGUUCGUGCUUUGGACCGAAAGUCAGAGGGAACGGACCCGGAGACAGUGAAGCCUGGAGUGGCGGCGCUACCGGAGCUUAAGGCACCGGACCCUGAGACGUCUCCGGUUGAGGUCCAGGAUUGGUUGCAGCUUCUGCAAGCUCCGAUGGCGGACUUGAGCGACAGUUCCUACGACUGGUGGACAAAGGUCCAGGCCCUGGCUCAAAAGGGCUAUGAACAGUGGGCCAAUGCUACGCCUUUGGAGCGCUUGGCAAUGAAGGCUCCAGUGGACAAGAAGCUCGAGGAAGGCAAGUUCGCGAGGUUGAAUUCGAGGGCGGCGUCUAUGUUGCUGGCUUCCCUCGAUGCUUCAGUGCGAGCGGACCUGGUGAUGAGGCGCUCAACUCAGUCGUCAACCCAGAUACUGUAUCGAGUCCUCACCUUGUACCAGCCGGGCGGCGAGACCGAGAAACGGUUGGUUUUGGAUCAGCUGCAGUCCCCGACGGCCCAGACCGAUCCCUUUAAGGCGGCGAAGUCGUUGCGGGAUUGGGAAAGAUGGUUCAGGCGAGCUGGGGACGUGGGCGUCUCGACGCCAGAUCCGUCAGUGCUUUUGAGAGCCCUGUCUGUCAUUAUGCAGGGAGUCUUGGAAGGCAAUCCAGAAGCCGCGUUCCGCACAUCCUUGGUGCGCACAACGCUGAAACUUGAUACGAAGCCGACUCAUGAGUCGGUGAUUGCUUUUCAUAAGCACUUGUUGGCUGAAGCUGAAGCUUUAGCGAGUGGAUCGAAAAGGACCCCGGCGGCGACCUCGACGCCUGAUGCGACAAGGACUCCGGCUUCUGAGAAGGGUCCAAAGGUCAGGGGGAUUCAGGCGCAAGGAGGGGGAGAGCAACCGGCUCCCAAACCGAAGUCGGCACCAGCAACCUCCUCUACUACAACCUCCACCCAACGGCCGUGCAAGUGGUUUGCGAAGACGGAGGCAGGAUGCAAGCGCGGAGGAGAUUGUCAAUUUUCUCACGAGUGGGGAUCGGUCCCGAAGACCGGUCGGUGCUUGAUUUGCUCGUCAACGUCCCACAUGAAGAAGGACUGCCCAACCAAGGAGAAGCCUUCUCCUGGGGGACCGCGGCAACGUGGAGAGCAACAGCAAUCUACCUCAACGGCAACACUCGGGGCACCAUCGGCGAGAACUAUGAAUGCCCCUGCGGAACAGGCGACGUCUUCUACCACAACCCAACCGGCAGCAGAACCGUCCCCGACUUCAUCCUCAACCGGGCGCAGGCAGCCAAAGGAGAGCGAGGGCCCAGAAGCCCUCAAGAAAGUCAUCGAGGAUGCGUCCAACAUGUUGAAGUCGAUGAUGGCUAGCUCAGGUUUGCCAGCUGCCCCCACCUCGUCGUCGGCGCCUACGUACGAGUCAAUACAGAAGCAGCUCGACGAGUUGAAGUUGAGGACCAUGAAGGUGGAUGGAACAAAAGGGGGCCAAGCGUCUGAUGAUUCAGGUGUUCUCCUGGACUCAGGCGCAACCCACGUGCUGAGGCCGGCCCACGACCAGUUCGAGGAGGAGAACACCAAGGCGGUUAGUGUGACCCUAGCCGGAGACGAGCAAAGGAUCCUGAAGCAAGCCCCAUCGGGCAGCAUCCUGCUGGCGGCCGAGAACAAGGACCGGGUGCAACCAAUCGUCCCAUUUGGCGCCCUGAUUGAUGUUCUUGGGUGCACUUUGAAGUGGACGAAGGGAGGGUUCAUCCUGAUCCACCCGCGACACGGACGGAUCAGAACACGACUGCGAGCAGGCUGCCCAGAGAUGACGGAUGCGGGCCAGGCGGCGGAGAUCAUCGCCGAGCUCGAAAUGAAGAAGGUCGAGGAGCUGAAGCAAAGGGCAGAAGGGCUCCAGCAGAGGCUCAACGCUGUGAGGAUGAUGGAGGUGAAGCAGGAAGACUGGAGGCAGAACCUCGCGGCCUACGCUCAGGAGGGGUGCGUCGUGGAUGGACUUCAGGUCUUGUUCAAGUCCCCCAUCUUCAAGGACCUCCCGGAGGCGGUCACGGGCACGAUGGUACCCAAUGUGGAGGAGAUUACGCAAGCGCCUGAUGAGAUCGAAGGCGUGGAUCUUGAAUAUGUACGGAGGAAAGAAGGCAAAUCAACGGGCACCAACACGGAGGUGGUGGUUGUGAAUGUCGACGUCCUUUUGAAUGGUGGUUGGUCCAUGACGGGACCUGCGUACAAGGCCCUUAUGUGGGGAGCGAUGUCCUCCAGGGUGAAGGCAGUCCUGGGAGCCCCGCCGGCAGGGACGUUCAGUGUAAAGAGGCAUGAAGAGCGACCCGGAUACCCAGGACCAGUUCGAUCAGCCAGCGAGCCCUACGGCCUCGUCGACCUCAACCCCACGGAACGCUACUAUGUGGACAAGGAAACCACGCUGGUGGCUCGACAACUUAUGUUGUACUUGGUCGCCCAUGCAAAGUCCGGCGGCCACGAGGUGAAGUUCUGUAUGAGCCACCCGGAGAAUGCUGAGGAGAUUGUCAACGGAAAGGACGCCCCGAGUUUGUGGCGGACGCCUAUGAUGAAGUCGUUCAUUGAAGCCACGGAGCCGUUAGGGAUGAAAAAGGUCUCGUUUGAUCAAGGGGCUUUCGGCUACCUGAGCAAGUCUCCGGUCACUAUCGUGAGCAACCUGGACUUUGAGUUCUUCGACGAGAUGAGGGAGGCCGAGAAUGUGAAGGAACGCAAGCAAGACGAAAGGAGACCGUGGGCGACGGCAGUCCGGAGGAACGUGGCCGAGAAGCUCAUGGACUCCGGAGUCGCGUCGACAAGGGCAUGGGCCCAUCGUGACCCGGGACCAGAUAUACGGAAGAUGACGGCAGAGCAAGGUUGGAGACUUCAUGUGCAGCGAGAUCAUGUACCUUUCAGAAAGGACUGCGAGCAGUGCGUGAUGUCGCUGGGCACUGGACGGCCCCACAGAAGGACCAAGCAAAAGAGCGCUUACGUUUUGAGCGUUGAUGUGGGAGGUCCAUUGAGGGCGGUGUCGAGGGAUGCGCAUGGCUACGGGUACCGCUACUUCUUGGCGGCAGCCUAUACCAAACCGAGGUUUGAAGAUCAAGAUGAUCCGCCGGACCCCUUGCCUGAAGACCUUGCUGCCGAGGACUACGACUUCCGGAACCUGGACUUGGAGGCGCCAGAACUCGAUGAGGAACCCUUGGAUCCAGAAGACCAAGAAGGAGAUCCUUCGGUAAGAAAGGUCAGGGGUGAUGAGUUGUGGGACGACGAUGAAGAGGCUGACCGACAACAGCGAGCCGAUCAAGAACAGGAUGAGCUCUUGGAGGGCAACCGCGAGAUUCCCAUGGACCACCUCUACUUUGUCAAACCCUUAAAAGGGAAAAAGGCCAAGCAGGUCAUGCAGGCGAUCCAAGAAAUCAUCCUGGAGCUCAAGCAUAUGAACCUCCCGGUCGUUCGGAUCCACAGCGACCGAGCUCAUGAACUGCGAUCGCCCGCUCUGAGGGAGUGGACUCUUGGCCAACAGAUUAUGUUGACGAGGACUGAGGGUCAAUCUCCCCAGUCGAAUGGCACUGCGGAAAGAGCGGUGCGUUACUUGAAGGGACAGGCUCGCCUACUGCUGAGGACCUCGGGUUUGCCUACCUCGCACUGGGCGACAGCUAUGGUCACCGCCGCCCACAACCAGCGCGAGAAGAGACUGAAUCCCGAGACCUUUAGCCCGGUGUGCCCUUAUGGAACGAGGGUGGCGAUCAAGAAGAAGCGCUACAGCGACGGUGGAAAACAUGACUUGAUGCCGCACUGGGUGAAGGGAACCUACUUGGGUCCGGUGUGGGAUGUGAGGAAUGGUUCCGCAGUCCUUGAAGAUGAGAAUGGCAGGAUCAUGGUUACUACCAAUGUAAGACCUCGUCUACAUGAUCCGGGCACUGCAGCGGAGGCGGAAGUACGGGAGUUUGAGCCCCCACCGCGGCGGCGCCUAAGAGGGAAGUCGGCGGUGGAUGCAGAUGGGGUGGCGGUGAGGAGCCUUGCUGGAACCCAAAGAGCCUCCCAUCGAAGGCGCCUCGUCAAGGAGAUCCUGGAGCAGAUAGCCAAGGACCCAGUCCAUUCGGUGAAGAGACCGCAGUUAGUGGCUGAAACCGUCCCCGAUCCCAGCAGCAGCUAUGUGACGAUGGGUGCGUUCAAUCAUGGAGGCCAGUAUGGAGUGACCAAAUACACGAGUGAGGCCCCGGAGCUUACGAAAAAGGUGACGGAGCUCCUCCAGUUGGACUUCCCGGACGAGUGCUUCACGUCUGCAACGCUAGUGAAGAAUACAUGUAUGCCAACCCACAGGGACGUCUUCAAUGAUAAGGAUUCCCGGAACCUGGUAUCCCCGUUGCAGGUGACCGAGGGCGCUGGAGUUUGGGAAGAACUGAAACCUGGUGAUGUUUUUACGGGACGCUACAUGGAGAUGCUCGUCAAUGACAAGACCACCCCAGGCCAAGUUCAUUCCCUGACGAGCCCCGCGAAGGUGAAUCCGAAGCGGUGGCAUUGCGCAGUCCAAGGGACUGAAGGAGCACGGCUGCUAGUGGUUGGACAUACAAUAGGCUCCUGGCGCAAACUCUCCAAUGAGAUGGUGGAGACCUUGGAGGAGGCAGGCUUUGCGUUGCCUGAGGAGGGGAACGAUCAUGCCUGCGUAAAGGCCAUCCAGGAACUGAAUGCCCAGACCCUUCACUAUCAGUUCGAGGUCGACGAGGACGAUGUGAUCGAGGAUUUUGACCUCGUUGAUGGGGUGGUGGAGGUGGAGAACGAUGUGCUGAGGGUGGCAAAGGCAGCAGCUGAGAACCUGUAUACGCCGGAUGUUGAAGGGAUCUUGUCUAGCUGCGAAGCUGAGCAAACUGAGCUACGGGUGGUCCACACGGUCCACCCAUCGGAGGUGGAAAGGAACUUAGAGAAGUGGGUUCCUUCUAUGAUGGAUGAGAUCAAGGCCAUGGAGACCAUGAAGGCAAUCAAAAGAGUGAGAGGCCAGGAAGCGAAGGACUUCUUGAACCUCCCGGGUGCGGUCGUGGUUCCUGGAAAGGGAGUCUACACGGCGAAACCUCCAUCGAAGCCGGAUAUGAUGUUUCGGCGGAAAACGAGGAUAGUCAGCUGUGGAAAUUUCCAAAAGAAGUCGGAUGAUGAGGUGAACUACAGUGGAGGUGCAGCAGCAGAGGGCGUUCGGCUGAUGGUUGCGGAAGGAUCCAGGAGACGCUGGUGCAUCAUCAACGGUGACGUGACCAGCGCUUUUCUCAGGGCACCGGUCCCGGAUGGCAUCCACCUUGCGAUCAAACCUCCAGCUGUAUUGGUGAGGGCAGGAUUGUGUCAACCAGAUGAGUUGUGGAUCGCCCUGGCGGCGGUCUAUGGAUUUAGGUCGAGCCCUCGUUGGUGGGGAAACUACCGUACGGACAUGAUGAAGAAAGCCGUCACUGCCAACAACUUGAGGUUUGAGCAGGGCACCGCCGACCCCAACAUAUGGAGGGUAGUGGACUCAAGUGGUGAGCUGCAGGGGCUCAUCGCAGUCUACGUCGACGACUACUUGGUGACCGGCCCGAAGGAAGUGUGUGAGGACGUUCACAUGUGGUUCUCCACUACGUGGCAAACGACGGAGAUUCAGUUUGCCACCAAGGAGAACGCAAUCCGCUUCCUCGGGAUGGAGAUCCGAUCCGUCGAAAAUGACAAUGGGGAUUUUAUGGGCUUCUCGUUGGACCAAGAAGGCUAUGUUCAAGAACUGCUGAGGCAGUACGACAUUGGCGAGAAACAGAUGUCAACAAUCCCCUCGGUGAAGGAGUGGAUGAGCCUGGAUCCCGCGACCUACCCGGAGACGUUCGAUGGGAAGGACCUCAAGGCUGCUCAGUCGAUAACAGGUGAGCUAGCUUGGCUAGCUCAGAGGUGCAGGCCAGACCUAGCCUACACUGUUAGUGUGAUGGGAUCGAUGAUGAGCAAGGACCCUGCCCGAGCGAACCAGAUCGGAAGGAAGGUUCUCGCCUACUUGAACUACACGAAGGAGUGGAAGCUUCUUUAUAGUGCCGAUGGCCCACGCGAGAUCGUGACCUAUACCGACAGCAGCUACGCCCCGGAUGGAGAUCGAAGCCAUGGGGGGGCAGUGGUUUUUUGGUCCGGAUCUCCAGUGGCUUGGAGAAGUGGGCGACAGGGGCUCAUUGCAACGAGCUCGGCAGAAACAGAGCUUCUGGCGGCGAGCGAGGGGUCUACUUUGACGGCCUCCGUCGACGCUCUCCUCAACGACAUGGGUGCCCACGUCGAUGGAAGGGAACUUCGGGUCGACAAUUCCGCCGCCAUUGUUUUGGCUUCCGAAGAAGGGGGGAGCUGGAGGACACGCCACUUGAAGGUCCGAGCAGGAGCCUUGCGACAGCUGGUCCAACAAGGAUGGAUAGCGAUUUCGUACUGCCCCGGGGACCGGCAACUGGCGGAUGGACUGACAAAGAUCCUGGCAGCCAAGCGCAUGGGGUGGAUUAUGGAGUCCUGGGGCUUGCGGCGACACCGUGAAGGAGACCCACCUCCGGAGCAACCUCAAGACAAUCACCAUGGAGGGGAAGACCUUGAAGCCCACUCGCCCCUGGCAGUGGACUCGUCUCUGGAGCUGUAUGGAGUUAUCCUCAUGCUGGUUAUCUGUGUGAUAGCUCUAUGGGAGGGAAGCCGCCACUGCUACCGCAAGGCAGAAGCAGCAAGGAUGAGGUCCUUGCAAGCGGAGCAAAAGCUUUCCAAGAAGGAGAUGAGGCGACUGAACCAGAUGACCCUCACGAGUCUGGCGGAGAAGGCGGGCGUGGAUCUUACAAAGAUACUGACCAGAGAGUCAGUGCGUGGAGCUCCCGCCCCCGCAGUCCGAUUUGAGGAGGAUCCGCCGAGGCCCCCUUCACCACCUGUGGCAGCUUGCGCUGCAGAUGAGGAGUUCCUUCGCAGGAGAAGACGACAGCGAGCAGAGAUCCCCGUGCGCAGGGAACCGUCGAUACCUACUGCCAGCGAAGAUCGCUAUGACGUUCCGGAACCUACCAGGGUCGCAGAAGAGAUCCUGAGAGGCCGCCAAGGGCGGACUCGCGACGCAGAGGUGCAAGUGGAGUUGCUGAAGGAGAUGCCUCGCGUGGUGUACACGACGCCUUCUGGUACGUGUAUACACGCGACAAGAGACUGCAGCACUCUCAACAGAUCGACGAAGUACAUUCAGAAAGAUGUGUGCGCGAAGUGCAUCCCUGGACAAAGAGAGGUCACUGAAAGGCCUCGCUAA